UUUUCCGUACAAAUCCAAAUCACAAUCACAUCGUUCUUCCUGCUCAAACCAACCACUGAAAGAGGUUUAAGCCUUUUUCAAAACCCUAACUCUCAACAAACCAAUCCUCCAUCUCUGAACCAAAUCAAACGCUAACUCUGAACAAACCACCGCACGAGGACACAUUUCAGCUACAAAAUGAGCUACGCAGCAUACAAAUUGAUGCACCCACCCACCGGGAUCGACAACUGCGCUUCAGGAUUCAUCACGCAUUCUCCGGCCGACUUUCCGCCCCGCAUUCAGACCGAAGAUAUCGACUCCGUGUGGUCCGCCACACCAACACCAGCUGCCGCUCCUAUUCCUAACCUCAUUGUCACCGCCGCAAACGUUCUAGAAGUUUAUACAGUUAGGGUUUUGGAAGACGGUAAUAAGGAUUCGGUUACGGUAGCUCAACCGCAGCAGCGUGGUGGUCUCAUGGCUGGCCUUUCUGGUGCUUCCUUAGAACUUGUUUGUAGUUACAGGUUGCAUGGUAAUGUGGAAUCAGUAGGUGUGCUGUCUUCUGGAGCAGAGGACCGGACAAGUGGCAGAAGAAGAGAUUCUAUCAUCUUAACUUUUCGCGAUGCAAAAAUCUCAGUUUUAGAAUUUGAUGAUUCAGUUUAUGGACUUCGUACAAGUUCAAUGCACUGCUUUGAGGGCCCACAGUGGCUUCAUUUGAAAAAAGGCAGAGAAAGUUUUGCCAGAGGGCCGUUAAUCAAAGCCGAUCCUCUGGGCAGGUGUGCAGGAGUGCUUGUUUAUGGUCUACAGAUGAUAAUGCUUAAAGCUGCUGAGGCUGGUGGUCUGGUGGGUGAUGAUGGUGGUUCUAGUAGCGGGGGCUCAGUUUCUGCACGUAUACAAUCAUCGUAUAUGAUUAGUUUACGAGAUCUUGAUGUCAAGCAUGUCAAAGAUUUUAUAUUUGUUCAUGGUUACAUUGAACCGGUGUUGGUGAUUCUUCAUGAGAAAGAACUCACUUGGGCUGGGCGGCUCCCAUAUAAGCAUCAUACUUGCGUAAUUUCUGCACUAAGUAUCAGUACCACUUUGAAGCAGCAUCCACUCAUAUGGUCUGCCACUAAUCUUCCACAUGAUGCCUAUAAGCUUCUUGCUGUGCCAUCUCCAAUCGGUGGAGUUGUUGUAGUUUGUGCAAAUACUAUUCAUUAUCAUAGCCAGUCGGCAUCGUGCAUAUUGGCUUUAAAUAAUUAUGCUGCUCCCGUGGAUAGCAGUCAAGAAAUGUCAAGAUCAAGUUUUAGCGUGGAGCUUGAUGCUGCAAAUGCAACUUGGUUAUCAAAUGAUGUUGCCAUGCUGUCAACAAAAUCUGGAGAACUACUCUUGCUGACACUUGUUCAUGAUGGGCGGAUUGUGCAGAAACUUGAUCUUUCCAAGUCAAAGGCUUCCGUAUUAACUUCGGGAAUCACCACUGUUGGAAGCUCUUUCUUUUUUCUUGGGAGUCGUCUAGGAGAUAGUUUGCUUGUGCAGUUCCAUUGUGGAGCAGGAUCCUCUAUGGGUCCAAAGGAAGAGGUUGGUGAUAUUGAAGGCGAUCUUCCAUCAACUAAACGACUAAGAAGAUCUUCCUCUGAUGCUUUGCAAGAUAUGGCAAAUGAUGAUGAACUUUCAUUGUAUGGCUCGGAUCUCAACAACGCACAGUCAUCCCAGAAAACGUUCUCGUUUACUGUGAGGGAUUCUUUGAUUAAUGUUGGUCCAUUGAAAGACUUCUCCUAUGGUAUGCGUAUGAAUACCGAUCCAAAUGCAACAGGGGUUGCUAAACAAAGUAAUUAUGAACUUGUAUGCUGUUCUGGCCAUGGAAAGAACGGUUCUCUCUGCGUGCUUCAGCGGUCUAUUCGUCCAGAAAUUAUCACCCAAGAAUCUAUACCAGGCUGUAAGGGGCUUUGGACUGUCUAUCACAAAAGUUCACGCAAUCAAGCUGAACAUUCAAAAACAGCAACUGAAGAUGAAGAAUAUCAUGCGUAUUUAAUUAUCAGUUUGGAAAGUCGGACAAUGGUGUUACAGACAGUAAGUAAUCUUGAGGAGGUGACAGAAAAUGUGGAUUAUUUUGUUCAAGGAAGUACCAUUUACGUUGGGAAUCUUUUUGGAAGGAGGCGAGUGAUACAAGUGUACUCUCGUGGUGCUCGGAUUCUUGAUGGUGCUUUCAUGACUCAAGAUUUAAGCUUUCGAGCUACAAAUUCAGAAGCUGCUAUGACCGUGUCAUCUGUCUCCAUUGCUGAUCCUUACGUAUUAUUAAUGAUGACUGAUGGAAGUAUUCAGCUUCUUGUUGGAGACCCCUCCACGUGCACCAUGAGCAUCAACAAUCUAGCAUCAUUUCAGACCUCUAAGAAAUCAAUAACCGCCUGUACACUUUAUCACGAUAGAGGAACAGAACCAUGGCUUAGAAAAACAAGUACUGAUGCGUGGCUUUUGACCGGUGUCAGUGAAGCAGCAGUUGAAGGACCUGAUCCUGAUCAGGGUGAUAUCUACUGUGUGAUUUGUUACGAAAGUGGGACCCUUGAAAUAUACGAUGUUCCCAACUUCUCUUGUGUUUUUUCUGUCGAUAGCUUUGUGUCAGGAAGACUUUUUAUUGGAGAUAACUUAUUCCAAGAAUCUUCCGAUGAUUCUCAGAAAUUAUCUCAAAACAUGAAGGUUGUUGAAUUGGCUAUGCAUAGGUGGCAUGGAGAAAAUAGCCGCCCGUUUCUUUUUGGAAUAUUGACUGACGGAACCAUUCUUUGUUAUCAUGCAUACAUGUAUGAAGAAGGUUCAGAAAAUGCUUCUAAAAGUCAACCAGUUAAUACUUCAAGGCUUAAAAAUCUUAGAUUUUCACGCGUUUCUUUGGAUACAUACACAAGAGAAGAGAUGUCAGCAGAAACCCAUUUUCCCCGAAUAACAAUGUUUAAAAACGUUGGCGGGUGCCCGGGUUUCUUUCUAUCGGGCUCAAGGCCCGCUUGGUUCAUGAAGUUCAGAGAACGUAUUCGAAUUCAUCCACAGCUUUGUGAUGGACCAAUUAUCGCCUUUACAGUUCUUCAUAACGUGUACUGUAACCAUGGGUUCAUUUAUGUAACCUCACAGGGUACGUUGAAGAUCUGCCAACUUCCAUCUUUGUCAGCAUAUGACAAUUAUUGGCCAGUACAAAAGAUCCCAUUGAAGGCCACUCCGCAUCAAGUAACAUACUUUGCUGAGAAGAACCUAUACCCGCUUAUUGUUUCUGUUCCUGUCUCAAAGCCUAUAAAUCAAGUGCUAUCAACUCUGGUUGAUCAAGAAUCUGGCCACCAAAUCGAGCAUGAUAAUUUAAACCUUGAUGGUACUUAUACUGUUGAAGAAUUCGAGGUUAGAAUUUUGGAACCAGAGAGUUCUGGAGGGCCAUGGCAAACAAAAGGAACGAUUCACAUGCAAACUUCUGAGAAUGCGUUAACUGUCAGAGUGGUUACAUUAUCUAAUACAACAACAAGAGAGAAUGAAACUCUUUUGGCAAUUGGGACUGCCUAUGUGCAAGGGGAAGAUGUAGCUGCAAGAGGACGUGUUCUUUUGUUCUCAGUUGAAAAUAGCACCGAGAAUUCACCGGCAAAGGUCACCGAGGUCUACUCAAAGGAAAUGAAAGGUGCCAUAUCAGCAUUAGCUUCUAUUCAAGGUUAUCUAUUAGUUGCUUCAGGCCCAAAAGUUAUCCUACACAAGUGGACCGGUUCUGAGUUGAACGGUGUUGCUUUUUUCGAUGCCCCACCACUUUAUGUAGUCAGCUUAAAUAUUGUCAAGAAUUUUAUUCUGAUUGGAGAUAUUCACAAAAGCAUUUAUUUCUUAAGUUGGAAAGAAAACGGAUCUCAGUUGACUUUACUGGCUAAGGAUUUUGGCUCUCUGGACUGCUUUGCAACAGAGUUUCUGAUCGACGGGAGCACUCUUAGCCUGAUGGUUUCCGAUGACCAAAAGAAUGUGCAGAUAUUUUAUUAUGCACCAAAAGUGUCGGAAAGCUGGAAAGGACAGAAACUACUUUCACGGGCCGAGUUUCAUGUGGGGGCACAUGUGACUAAAUUUCUCCGGUUACAGAUGCUUCCAGCUUCUUCUACUGGUUCUGAUAAAACAAACCGUUUCGCCCUUGUGUUUGGAACCCUAGAUGGCAGCAUUGGGUGUAUUGCACCGCUUGAUGAACUAACAUUCCGUAGGCUCCAAUCACUGCAGAAAAAACUUGUAGAUGCUGUUCCUCAUGUUGCUGGAUUAAAUCCCAGAUCUUUCCGCCAGUUCCAUUCCAAUGGAAAGGCUCACCGCCCCGGGCCCGACAGCAUAGUGGACUGUGAGCUGCUGUGUCAUUAUGAUAUGCUCCCAUUUGAGCAUCAGCAUGAAAUUGCUAACCAGAUUGGGACGACGCGAUCACAGAUCAUUUCAAAUUUGAAUGACCUGGCACUUGGUACUAGCUUCUUGUGAAGUAUAAGCAAGUGAUGCAUGAAUGUUGUGCCAUCUAAUCAUGUGGGUUUCAUUUAGGGUUCAUGAGCAUGUGUAAUUUGACAAGUUUUCAUUUGGAACAUUAAGAAAUGUAUAUAGAGUUUAUGGUUUCUGGAGAACCAAAAACCAACAGGCGUUUGCGCAUUCCUGGCGGCACAGGGUGGUGGUUUGGUGGUUCCAGAGAUGCCAUCAUUGUUCUUGUAGUUUGCCCCUUUAUCUCUCUCUAGGGUUUUCCUUUUUAUAUGGAUUUAGUGAAAUUGAUUUUAAUUUGUGUUUCGUGGAUAGCAAGUAGCGAAAAGAGUUGUAACA
Helianthus annuus (common sunflower) is the source of this 4740-nucleotide messenger RNA. Its product is annotated as cleavage and polyadenylation specificity factor subunit 1. Gene Ontology annotation, cellular component: nucleus. Lineage: Eukaryota; Viridiplantae; Streptophyta; Magnoliopsida; Asterales; Asteraceae. Gene Ontology annotation, molecular function: protein binding; nucleic acid binding. The transcript is spliced from 26 exons. The record is from RefSeq and is a predicted model, not a curated record. Bases 178 to 4413 code for a protein of 1411 amino acids.